CUCCGUGUGUGUAUAUUAAAAAUAUUUUUUUGGAAAUAUGUGCAGUUUGUUAUUUUUUUUUAAGACACCGCUGAUCGUAGCAAUAAGUUGUGGAAAACUAACAAUUAGUAAAAAAAGAAAUAAAAGUACAGUCUAUAAAAAUUGCAGUAGGAUGACGAUCUAAUACCGCCUACGUUCUCAAUUAUACCGUACCCGCUAAAUUAAAUAAUUUGUACUAUCAACAUACGUACAUACACGUAUGCUAAAUAAGUUACGGAAAUACAGACAUUAUUAUUGCCACUUGCAGUACAUGAUUUUACCUUAUAAGUUCUCUGAAAUUUUUUACUAGACGUUUUCUGAUUGAGUUUUACUAGAAUACACUAAAAUCAAGUAAAACAUCUUUAGUAAAAUUUCUCUUACGCCCAUUCAACAAAGGUAGUCAAAUGUUAGAAUGAAACUUUUCAAUCGAGACUUAGCUUAAUAAAUGAACAGAAGGAGUGUAUUGAAUAAUUGUAUAAGAUUUGGUAAACAUUAGGCAAUAUUUAGUGGAUAAGCAUGUCAUUGAAAAAAAAAACUCACAUAAGUCUUCAGACUCUCUACUCAUAGGUGAAACGGUGUCGAGCUAGCUAAUUCGUUAGACGUACAUAUAUCUGUGGAUUUCCCAAUUUUGUUCCUGCGAAAUUAGCCGGAGAGAGAAUUUCCAGUAAUGUUUGUCCUCUAUGUUUCUUCCUUGGGUUAAAAUAGGAUUUGUGUUCUACCUUCUAAACUAAAUGACAGGGAUCGACUUUAUCAGCACUUGAUUACUUUCAGUACUCUACGACUGCAUUACUCUGACACGUUUUUAUUAUGAUGAAGCGGGGAGUACAGUUGUUGCAUAAGUGCAUAAUCUCGUGCAUAGAGAGUUUGAUUUCUCCAUUUCCUUAGGCAUUUGCUGCCUGAACCUAUCAAUUUUGUAAUACAUAUGCUUAUGUGCUCCCCGUUUAGUAUAACCGGGCUUCGCUAGAGGUCUUAUUAGUAUCAUCAAGAUCCAGUGAAGCAGUAGCGUUGUAAAUCCGAGGAGUAGAAUACUAAAUCAACCGUCGCAGUACUGAAUUUCGCUUUAGACCAAUAAGUACUUUAUAAUACUUUGCAAGAGUGUCUUAAAAUAGUGUGCAAGGAAAGAAUACGUAUGAAUAAAUAAUGAAUAAGAGGACUCAUAAUAUGUAUAAGAUUUUUAUUUUAUUCGCGUUGCUGCCGCAUCUAUUUUGUGCUGAGACACCUGGUAGAACUUCGUGUUCGAAAUACUUCAAACAUACAAUCGACCCUGAGACAGGCAAGAUAUUUGGACGGAUCGAAAUUCGCCAUUUUCUGUUAGAAAACGAAAUUUAUUUAAAAGUAGCCUUAAACGCUACCACUCUGAAUGGGUUAUUUCGAUUAGAAUUGGCACGAUCGAUAAAAGAGACCAUUCGAGCUAUUGAACGAGGUAGACCUUUGCUUUAUCAUAUUAAUUUUCCUUCGGACGCAAACUUUCUGAUAUUAUCCGCGAUAUGGUUUAACAAGCGUCAAUAUUGUCUCGGCCCCAGAGGGUCAAAUGGAAAUAUCGUAGCCAAUAUCGAAUUGGGGCAUAUUGUGUACCCUCCGAACAAACCACUGCCGCAGGAUUUUCAGCCGUGGCAUCGAAAUUCGAGUGGCUACCGCAUAAACAAUCCAAAUUACAAAACACACGCUGAAUGCGGUGUUACCAAUUACUACACCGAGGGCACAAAUAGUCUGAUCCCCAAUGGUGCAAUGGCAUUACCAGGUCAGUGGCCGUGGGUAGUUGCACUCUUUCGCACUGUACAAACAGAUUUGGUGACACAACGUUACUUUAAUUGUGGUGGUUCUCUUCUGACAAACAAACAUGUAAUAACAGGUAUGUUAAUCGAGAAAAUUAAAUAUUUUCGUAGUCCAUAUAUUGAACUAACUAUAUGUGCUAGUUUCCAGUCCUACAUAUAUUUUCUGGAACGUUUAUAGUAAAAUUUUAAUUUUUAACCAUUAAUAUUAAAAAGUUGCGAGGGUGGCGC
Messenger RNA from Vollenhovia emeryi, 2021 nucleotides. RefSeq lists its product as uncharacterized. NCBI's taxonomy places the organism in Eukaryota, Metazoa, Arthropoda, Insecta, Hymenoptera, Formicidae. The transcript is spliced from 4 exons. The coding region runs from base 1159 to 1971 and encodes 270 amino acids. The record is from RefSeq and is a predicted model, not a curated record.